Molecule: messenger RNA, 495 nt
Organism: Rodentolepis nana
Lineage: Eukaryota; Metazoa; Platyhelminthes; Cestoda; Cyclophyllidea; Hymenolepididae
Source: the annotation of a GenBank genome assembly
CAACGAAAUGUAGAGCUGGCAGCCCUUCUUGAACAACGCAAUGAGGGACACGAUAGGGUAGUGGCAACUAUAGCUUCGCUUCGAGAUCAACUUCAUCGUCUCCAACUCUCGAGUGAAGACGAGAAACGUAAUUUGGAAGUGUCCACUCAACGCGAGUUGGCUAAAGCCAGAGAUCAGGUUCGAGCGCACUCCCAAACAGUCGGUGCGCUGGUAGCUGCAAAAACGGAACUGGAAGCGAAAUUAGCCCAUUUGGAACGAGCUGCUGAAGCGCGAAGUCAGGAGGUACAGUCCCUCACUGCAACACGGAAUGAAGCUCGCGCCAAACUGCGAGAAGCCGAGGAUGCUCUCCAGCUUGCAAAAAGUGCCGCUUCUCACAGUGAAACUGCCAAGACUGAAGCUCUGGCUCAGGUGCGUUUCCAGCGUUUUCUCUUUAUGCUACUUAUUAAUGGCGUAAUUAGAUGGUUAUUAGAUAUUAUUUGCUGCUUCUCAUUAUGA